UACAUCUGAGACCUUGUUGUAACGUCAGGUUCUAGACACCUUCGUCACGUCAGUCAUCCCGCACUUCGCUCGCUGAUGGUAGAGGCGAGCAUCGCGGAGCCGCAAUGCAGCGUCCAUCGUGUUCAUUCAUUCGUGACUACAGCAUCCCUGGUCUCACUGUGACUUUCCAUUAUCGCUCCAAGGAGCGCCUGCAGCACAUUGGAAUCAUUCCCGCCCCUCAUGAAAUUCCCGAUCCAGCCGAUACGCAACGGAAGCCUCUGAAUCUCGCGUCGCGUAAGCGCAAGGCCUCAUCCGAGGAGACCAUCAGGGAGGAUAAGAAGCCCAAGAUCGGAGCGGCCACGAGAAAAGAGGCGUCCGAGACUGUGACCCGCUCGGUCGAGCCUCAGGAUGAUGAUGAUGAGGUUAUUGCCAGCUCGGCGAACCCCGCCGCGGACGAUGAACCCGAGAUCAUUGACCUCACGAAGGAGCCCGACGACCUGGAGCCGGAGACUGUUGACCUUACACGCUAGGCGGACACGAUGCUCGACCAUGAGCCUUGGUUGUGACAUAUAAUGUUCAUUGCCAUGCUCCCCACCGAAGGGAUUAUCGUCUUAACCUGUAUUAUAGGUUUCACCACACCUACGCCGCGCAAGCCGUGCGUAGCA
Cutaneotrichosporon oleaginosum is the source of this 644-nucleotide messenger RNA. RefSeq lists its product as uncharacterized. NCBI's taxonomy places the organism in Eukaryota, Fungi, Basidiomycota, Tremellomycetes, Trichosporonales, Trichosporonaceae. The record is from RefSeq and is a predicted model, not a curated record.